Messenger RNA from Exophiala aquamarina CBS 119918, 660 nucleotides. RefSeq lists its product as uncharacterized. The record is from RefSeq and is a predicted model, not a curated record. The coding region runs from base 143 to 508 and encodes 121 amino acids. NCBI's taxonomy places the organism in Eukaryota, Fungi, Ascomycota, Eurotiomycetes, Chaetothyriales, Herpotrichiellaceae. The transcript has 2 exons.
AUGAAUACUAGGGCGGGCCAGGUUAUUCUGCUGUUGCUAUGUCUAAUCCUCGCAAUCAUACUGCUUAUCAUGUCAUCCAAGUAUGCUGCCUGGGCACGGGCGAUGACCAAGGCUUCAGGAAGCUGGCUAACACUAUGCUUUUAUGUUGGCUCGGUUCCGUUUCUGUCGCUGUUAUAUACAGCUAUGCAUCUCGCAGCACUACAAUUUAACGGGCUUCCCAUCCCCCCAUAUGGACCAACUCGAACAUCAGCAGUCGCUCCCAACCCUCGUAACCGACAGAGCACAGUCAAAGUUUACGAUCCCGAGUAUACCUCCACCACAACCUUCUUCAUCCUCGGUGUUUCAAUUCUUCAUUUUCUCGCUUGGUUUGCCCAGGCUAUCCUCUGCACAUCUUGUGAGCUUGGACCCAUCCUUUCAGGCAAUCAAGGUCGUGUACCUGGAUGGUGCCCUCAGUCUCGAUUUCAGGAUCAGGGCAACCCAAGCGUCGCAGACAUGCUGGGCACUCUAGCGACAGUCAAGGACUUCCUUCAAUGGGGUAUGGUGGCCCUCACGGCUGCAUUGAUCGAAGUUGCACGACGUGAAUAUAUGCGUGCUGAGCGCGCUCGUUCUGAGGCUCUACAAAGGCAGGGCGCUGGUGUAGAUUUCGGCGGAGAGAGACGC